UAUAAAUAUAAAUGUCAUGUGGCAACACUGCUUAAGAGUUCGUUCAGAAAUAAUGGAUAAGGCUUCUUUUGUUUACCUAAUGUAUUGUCCCAUUCCUUUUUAACACAUGGUCUAUUUAUAACUCUAAUAUUCCAUGAUUAACAAAAAUGUGAUAAAGUUAACAAUAUUAAACAGUAAAACUUAAUAGUCAUCACGUAUUUUGUUUGGACAAUGUUUACGUCGCGUUCAUAAUCCGCGUAUCGAACAAGUGCUGUCAGCUGUGCUGCGACCGACAGGGCGAACUGUCAGAUGGUGAAUAGCAAAGGAGCGGUAGUGAGAUUAUUUUUAAUAAAUAUGUCUUUUUAUUUGCAUUUUCACACUCAUAGAUAAUCUUCGCGCAUAGCUUUAAGCUUUAGCGUGUUUAGUUAGGUAGUGAUAGUAAGGGCGGCCGCAAUAUGAGUUCGAGGGACCGGGACACUAAAUCGCUGCAGGACAAGCUGAAAGUGUUCUUCAAGAAGGGCGCUUCGGCGCCGCUGCCGGCGGUGAACGAGCUGGUGGUGACUGCGGAGCUCGAGCGGGAGCUGCGGUCGGACGCGGCGCCCGCGCGGCGGCUCCGCGCGCUGCGGGACCUCGGCGACCGCGUCCGCAUCACCAGGAUACAACAGGGCGGCGCGGAGAGACUAUGGGCGCUGAUGCGAGACCUCCUCGACGAUGGCUGCGCGGAGUCGCGACACACGGCGCUCUGGUUCCUGCGCUGUAUAGCCGAGGGACAGGAGUGUGCUGUGAUGCGGACUGUGCUGUUUCGGUAUCUGCGGGAAACGCACGCGCAGCAUGCCGCCGAGGACGCGCCACACCGCCUCUCGUUGCUGUCGACGCUCACCAACGCUGGCAAGAACAUCGAGUGCUUCGAGGAACAGAUCGGCGAAUACCUGCUGGAAUACAUGCGCAGCGUCGGCGAGACCGGCCCCGCGCUCCCUGAACUGUUGGCCCUCGUCAUCAACGUCGUCAAAUACAACGCAACCUACUUGGACGAACACGUCGUGCACGGCAUCGUGGACGCGUCCUGCCACCUCUGCGCGUACUCGGCCGAAGCCGGGGCCGUAGUGUCCGCCCUGGCGUUACUUGAAGCCGUCGUGGCGUAUUCGCUACUACCCAGAGCUGCGCUGCCGGCCUUCGUGGGAGCCCUGUGUCGCACCGUGAACCUGGAGCGCCACUGUCAAACUAGUUGGAAGCUGAUGCGGUCAGUCCUCGGCGCCGACCUCGGCCACGCCGCUCUACAAGAACUAGCGGCCGUCCCCGCCGCCGCCGCCAACAACGCCGACGGGAGCGACGCCGCCGCCGACGCCGGCGCCGUGCGUGGCGCCGUGUUCUACAUCAACAUGGCGCUCUGGGGUCCGCGCCGCGUGCCCAGCCUGCGCGUGUCGUUGCUGUGCGUCCUGCCGGCUCUAUUACAGGCGGUGAGCACGAACCAGCCCGUAGUAACCUACGAAGUCAUCCAAGCCAUCCAGAGUCUCGUGACCCGAGCCCCUCCCGACUCGCUUUGCGCCGCCUGGGACGUUUUAUUGGCCGUUCUAGCACACGCGCACAAACACGACAAGAGCCUGGAGCCGGCCAACGAGCUGAUCCACACCCGCCUCCACGCGCUCCUGACCAGCAUCGAGCAGCUGCACGAGAGCGGCCAGUACACCGGCGACACCUGUCAGCUGCUCGACCUCAUCGACGCCAGCGCGCAGGACCGACCGGAGGCGUCAGUGGUGCGGCUGAUCACGCUGCGCUGCGCGACGCUGUCGCCGGCGCGCGCGGAGUGGCCGGGCGCGGCGCUGGCGCUCGGCGACAAGUUCGUGCGCCGCGACGCGAGGCUCGGCGUCAGGAUGCACGCGCUGCAGCAGCUGCUCGCCGUCGUCAAGCGACACAGGUUCCUGUACGAGGAGGAGGUGGUGGUGGGCCUGGGCGUGCCGGUGCUGGGCUGGUGCUCGGGCGGCGGCGCGGACCCGCUGGGCGGGGGCGCGGACACGCUGCGCGCGGCCGCGGCGCGCGCCGCCGCCGACCUGGCCGUGCUGGCCGCCGGGGACGCCGCCACCGACCUCAUCGACCUGCUGGAAAAGAUAAUGAACCGGCCGUUUGAGAGUGAAGAGCCCGGCGAGUCGGACCCGGAGCCAGAUUUGACAGAUGUCACUCUCGCAGUCUCAGGUCUCCUGGAAGUGUUCCACGCGAAGCUGCUGCGGUCGCCGGCGGCGCACGCGGCGCGCGCCUGCCUCGUGCUGCUCGACCACCUCGACCACGCGCUCAACCAUCCCCGGUACCCCGCGCAGCACGCCAUCUGCAGGAAGAAGCUGCUGCGGUCGCCGGCGGCGCACGCGGCGCGCGCCUGCCUCGUGCUGCUCGACCACCUCGACCACGCGCUCAACCAUCCCCGGUACCCCGCGCAGCACGCCAUCUGCAGGAAGAAGCUGCUGCGGUCGCCGGCGGCGCACGCGGCGCGCGCCUGCCUCGUGCUGCUCGACCACCUCGACCACGCGCUCAACCAUCCCCGGUACCCCGCGCAGCACGCCAUCUGCAGGAAGAAGCUGCUGCGGUCGCCGGCGGCGCACGCGGCGCGCGCCUGCCUCGUGCUGCUCGACCACCUCGACCACGCGCUCAACCAUCCCCGGUACCCCGCGCAGCACGCCAUCUGCAGGAAGAAGCUGCUGCGGUCGCCGGCGGCGCACGCGGCGCGCGCCUGCCUCGUGCUGCUCGACCACCUCGACCACGCGCUCAACCAUCCCCGGUACCCCGCGCAGCACGCCAUCUGCAGGAAGAAGCUGCUGCGGUCGCCGGCGGCGCACGCGGCGCGCGCCUGCCUCGUGCUGCUCGACCACCUCGACCACGCGCUCAACCAUCCCCGGUACCCCGCGCAGCACGCCAUCUGCAGGAAGAAGCUGCUGCGGUCGCCGGCGGCGCACGCGGCGCGCGCCUGCCUCGUGCUGCUCGACCACCUCGACCACGCGCUCAACCAUCCCCGGUACCCCGCGCAGCACGCCAUCUGCAGGAAGAAGCUGCUGCGGUCGCCGGCGGCGCACGCGGCGCGCGCCUGCCUCGUGCUGCUCGACCACCUCGACCACGCGCUCAACCAUCCCCGGUACCCCGCGCAGCACGCCAUCUGCAGGAAGAAGCUGCUGCGGUCGCCGGCGGCGCACGCGGCGCGCGCCUGCCUCGUGCUGCUCGACCACCUCGACCACGCGCUCAACCAUCCCCGGUUCCACGCGCAGCUGCUGCGGUCGCCGGCGGCGCACGCGGCGCGCGCCUGCCUCGUGCUGCUCGACCACCUCGACCACGCGCUCAACCAUCCCCGGUACCCCGCGCAGCACGCCAUCUGCAGGAAGAAGAUCCUUGACAUGAUCUUCGGUCUGCGCGCGAACAUGUUCAACAGCGUGGGGUUCUGCUACGACAGCGCCGGGAGCCCCGUGUACGGGCCGGCGGCGCUGCGCAUCAAGCCGCUGUGCUCGCCGAGCUUGCUCGCCGAGCCGCUCGCCGCGAGGGGGCACCAUCCGCCGCCCAACACACAACAAGUGCCGGGAACGUGCAUCCUCCCAGUAGGCCGCUGCGCGCGCAUUCUGACCCUAGCCCUGAGCCGGGAGAAGGAGUGGUCCGUGUUACAACACGUCCUGCGAGCCCUACCGGGCCUGCUGCAGUCCAGGGCCCUCUGCGUCGGCCGCAGGGCUCAGGACCUGGACCUGCUGGCUUCCACUCUCUGCGCUAUGUUGUCGGACCGAAGCUUGGCGUUCCCCGAGUGCCUGCGCGGUCAGAAGGUGCUGGUGUCAGAACUCCAUGCAGCGGUGCUGCCCUCUCUAGGGGCCCUGGCGCCGUACCACGCCUUCCUGGAGCCGCUCACGCAACAGAGGGUAGUGCGGUGUCUGCUGCGCUACGGCAUGGUGCUCCGAACGCCGGCGCCGUACCUGGCGGCCCUAACGCAGUUCACCCUAGAAGCCCGUGACACCAUGGUGAAGCUACUUCCCGAGGUUCUACUGGACCUGUCCAAGGUGUCUGACACCAAGCUCAUCGCAGGACCAAUGCUUGAGUUUCUAUCCACACUAACCCGACUACCGCGAGUAUUCGCCUCGUUCGUGGAAGACCAAUACAUGUCGGUAUUCGCCAUCCUGCUCCCGUACACGAACCCGUCCCGCUACAACCACUACGUGGUCUCGCUCGCACACCACGUGGUCGCCGCCUGGUUCCUCAAGUGCCGGUUGUCCUAUAGACGGAACUUCGUCCGGUUUAUUAUACAUGGUCUGCACAACUACAUCAUCAUGCCGCGCGAGGAGCAGCUCAACCUCAAGGUGCACGCGCCGGCCAACGAGGACUCCAGCAACCGCAAGCGCAGCUCCAGCUUGGGGUCGCGCGGCGUGUCUGCGGCGCCGCUGGGGUCCGGCGCGGGCGCCGCGCGGGCCUCCGCGGCCUCCGCGUCCGCCGCCUUCCACGUGGAGCUCACCGAGACCUGCGUCGACCUGCUGGCGCGCUACACCGCCUCCGCCUGCAGCGUCAAGCCGCAGAGGAGUGACGCGGCAGAGUGGAUGUUCUCGGGCGGGCAGUCCAUGACGUGGCUGGUGGGGCACAAGCUGGUCACCAUCACCACCGCCGGCUGCAGCAUGAGCAGCAUCAAGCAGGGCAUGUGCGACAGGUGCGCGACGCUGUGCCGGCAGCACGCCGAGAGCGCCGCCAGCCCGCUGCCGCCGCUCGCGCUGCACGACGAACACGCCAAGCUGGUCCCACCGAGCGACGGGAGCCACGGGCAGAAUCACAACAACCUACAAGUCACCAACCCGCCCGAGAUCAAGCGCUACAGCAAGCACUCGCUGCAGCACUCGCGCUCGACCGACAACUCGGCCAGCUCCUCGCUGUCCGACCGGCCUGACACCAUGCCGUCCAGACAAAACUCGGCCGAAUACAACCCCAUAGUAGAGGCGCUCAACAAUUUCACGCAGCGCUUCGAAAAGAUCUCAAAAGAAGUGGACACAGAAGAAGCAGCCUGGUCGCGAGCAGGGGAGCUGGCAGCGGGCGCCUGCCCCUGUUGGUGCGCGGACUGGGCCGAGAUACACGUCCGCUCCCCCUCGGGAGACGUGUCCUGGCUCAUGCGGGUGCAGAACCAGAUGGGGUGGGAGAGCCAGGAGUCGUCGCUGCAGGACGUGCUGGCGCUGCUGGCGCCCGCGCCGGCCUCCUCGGCCUCCAGCGGCCUCGGCACCGACCGCACCAACUAUGCGUCGGAGAGUGAAGGCAGAUCGCGCAGCGGCUCGUCCGCCUCGCAGGCGGCGCACGCGCAGGACCUACACAAGUCUAGCUCGGACUCGGUGGUGGCGGGCGAGAGGAGGCCGCCGCACGCCGCCACGCACUGCAUCGGGCCCCCCCAACAACCGCAGCGUAUGAGCACGCAGCCGAUCAACAUCCCGGGGUCGCCGGUGCGCGGCGCCGCGCACGACGACGACAUGCUGCUCUACGUGCCCGAGGGCAAGAGCAGACACCCAGUCCGGCGCUCCAACUCGUCACCGGAGAUGUCGUCGUGGAAGCUCCCUGGGGACUCGCCCGCGGGCCCGGAGCCCCCCGCCGCCGACCCCGCGCUGCUCAUACUGCUGCCGGGCACCGAGCCCACGCAGUCUCAGUCCCUGCACGCGACCAAGAAAGCGAACAAGAAGAGCGACAUGCGAGUGUCGUGCGAGGCCAUCCCCGAGGAGAUGUCCGGCUCCUCCCCCCUCGCCGCGCCCAACCCGCCCCCGCAUCCCCACCUCAUGACCUACAACUCGGACCCGGGCAACACACAGUCGCAGUCCCUGCACGCGACCAAGAAAGCGAACCAGAAGAGCGACAUGCGAGUGUCGUGCGAGGCCAUCCCCGAGGAGAUGUCCGGCUCCUCCCCCCUCGCCGCGCCCAACCCGCCCCCGCAUCCCCACCUCAUGACCUACAACUCGGACCCGGGCAACACACAGUCGCAGUCCCUGCACGCGACCAAGAAAGCGAACCAGAAGAGCGACAUGCGAGUGUCGUGCGAGGCCAUCCCCGAGGAGAUGUCCGGCUCCUCCCCCCUCGCCGCGCCCAACCCGCCCCCGCAUCCCCACCUCAUGACCUACAACUCGGACCCGGGCAACACACAGUCGCAGUCCCUGCACGCGACCAAGAAAGCGAACCAGAAGAGCGACAUGCGAGUGUCGUGCGAGGCCAUCCCCGAGGAGAUGUCCGGCUCCUCCCCCCUCGCCGCGCCCAACCCGCCCCCGCAUCCCCACCUCAUGACCUACAACUCGGACCCGGGCAACACACAGUCGCAGUCCCUGCACGCGACCAAGAAAGCGAACCAGAAGAGCGACAUGCGAGUGUCGUGCGAGGCCAUCCCCGAGGAGAUGUCCGGCUCCUCCCCCCUCGCCGCGCCCAACCCGCCCCCGCAUCCCCACCUCAUGACCUACAACUCGGACCCGGGCAACACACAGUCGCAGUCCCUGCACGCGACCAAGAAAGCGAACCAGAAGAGCGACAUGCGAGUGUCGUGCGAGGCCAUCCCCGAGGAGAUGUCCGGCUCCUCCCCCCUCGCCGCGCCCAACCCGCCCCCGCAUCCCCACCUCAUGACCUACAACUCGGACCCGGGCAACACACAGUCGCAGUCCCUGCACGCGACCAAGAAAGCGAACCAGAAGAGCGACAUGCGAGUGUCGUGCGAGGCCAUCCCCGAGGAGAUGUCCGGCUCCUCCCCCCUCGCCGCGCCCAACCCGCCCCCGCAUCCCCACCUCAUGACAUACAACUCCGACCCCGGUUCGGGGUCGGCGCCCGAAGAUGGGCCCGCGCCGCAGCCCAUACAGAAGGUGGCGAGCGACAGCAUCGUGCAGGGCGUGGCGCCCGCGCACCCGCCGGCCGCCGCGCACGCGCACAAGCCCGCCCCCGCCCCCGCCCCGCCCCCGCCUCCUCCCGCCACUGUGGGCUCCAUGAGGGAGCGGGACGACCUGCCGCCGCUGUCCCGCUCCAAGCGCUCCAACACCAUCUCCGUCAUGAGCCCCACGAGGCGACACAGGUACACACACACUCCACUACUCCAAGGGUCGUCAUCAGCAACAUCGACGUCGUCGAGCGGGCGGUCGACGGCGGCGAGCAGCACGGGCUCGGGCGGCGGCGUCACCCCCUCCUUCGUGCUGCUGCAGCUCUACCACAAGAUGAGCACCUACCCCAUCACCCCGCCCGUGCCAGGCGAAGUGCCCAGCGCGCAGAAUCCUCUCGCAGAGCGACCGCUGCUGGUGUCCGGAGUACAACACGAGCGCACCAUCAAGAACCUGGACCGAGUGCCGCCCAUCGAGACCUACAAGGUGGGCGUGCUGUACGUCGGACCGGGACAGCAGGACAAUGAAGUUGAAGUGUUGAAGAAUGAAUACGGCAGCGUCAGAUAUGCUGAGUUCCUCGGUCAACUAGGCACCCUGGUAUCUCUAGCCGGCAGCGGCGCCGGUCUAUUAGAGGGGGCGCAGCAACAGCCUCUAUUCCUCAAUCUGGAGCAGGGAGGCAAAGACGGCAAAUACACGUAUGUGUGGCACGACGAUGUCAUGCAGGUGUUGUUCCACGUGGCAACAGCCAUGCCGGUGUCCGCCGCCGACCCCACGUGCAACGAGAAGCGCAAGUACAUCGGCAACGACUACGUCUCCAUAGUGUACAACGACUCGGGCGGAGACUUCCCCAUACAAACCAUCAAGGGCCAGUUCAACCUGUGCAUCGUGGUAGUGGAGCCGUUCGAGCACGGGCUGCACCGCGUCCACAUCAAGACCAAGGACGAGCGCAUCCGCAGCAAGUUCCUGCCGCACCUCGACAACUGCGCGCACGUCGUGUCCGACCACUGCGCCGCCACGCUCGCCCGCCAGCUGGCGCUGCACUGCGCCCUGGCGUCGCACAUAUCGCAGUCGCUGUCGAUGGGCGGCGGCUCGGCGCCGUACGCGAGCAACUCGCUGGAGCGGCUGCGGCACAUCAAGCGGCUGCGGCGCCGCGUCGAGGACGAGCGCCUCGCGCACGCGCGCCGCGCGCCCAAACCCUACGCCCCGCAAGGAGACACCGCGCGCCGGGUCGCCAUGGAUGACUUCAACGACUACACUUAAAUACCUUACCGAGCUGCUCGGCCGAACUGCGUCGGUCUAACGAACCGACUCGGCCUAGUCGACCCGACCACCGAAC
This is a messenger RNA of Cydia amplana, 8145 nucleotides long. RefSeq names its product tuberin (gene gig). Gene Ontology annotation, biological process: negative regulation of Wnt signaling pathway; negative regulation of phosphatidylinositol 3-kinase/protein kinase B signal transduction; negative regulation of TOR signaling. Lineage: Eukaryota; Metazoa; Arthropoda; Insecta; Lepidoptera; Tortricidae. Gene Ontology annotation, cellular component: TSC1-TSC2 complex; nucleus; cytoplasm. The transcript has 58 exons. Gene Ontology annotation, molecular function: GTPase activator activity. The coding region runs from base 435 to 8069 and encodes 2544 amino acids. The record is from RefSeq and is a predicted model, not a curated record.